GCAUGCACUAAACACGCGUGCAUCCCGUCCAUGCAAUAAUAAAACUUUGGAAACGAAACUUCCUCUCCAAAUGCAUGAACCCGACACCCCCCCAUUCAAGUGCCUUUCUCCUAUAUAAACCCCCCCACAAUAUCUCUUCCUUCAUCCGACCAGAUCCCAACACUCAACCACCAAUAACUAUAAACCAACUACCGCACCCCCAAAAAUCACCAAAAUGCCAUCCUCUUCCCCCUCCCUCACCAUCACCUCCAAAUCCACCGUCUACCCCUCCACCCCCACCCCCGCCGCCGCCCCGCCGCCGCCGCCGCCCCCUCUGAAGCUCUCGGUCUCCGACCUCCCGAUGCUCUCCUGCCACUACAUCCAGAAGGGCGUCCUCCUCUCCGACCCCCUCUCCUCGUUCUCCGACCUCAUCCUCCUCCUCAAGCGGGCCCUCUCCCUCGCCCUCUCCCACUUCCCCGCCCUCGCCGGCCGCCUCUCCACCGACCUCGGCCACGUCCACAUUCUCUGCAACGACGCCGGCGUCGACUUCAUCGAGGCCAGGGCCAAGCACCUCACCGUCCGCGGCGUCCUCUCCCCCGACAGGGACGUCCCGGACUGCGUCAAGCAGUUCUUCGCCUUCGACCGCACCGUCAGCUACAACGGCCACUUCCUCCCGCUGCUCGCCGUCCAGGUCACCGAGCUGGCCGACGGCGUCUUCGUCGGCUGCACUGUCAACCACGCCGUCACGGACGGGACUUCAUUCUGGCACUUCUUCAACUCGUUCGCCGAGGCCGCCCGGGGCUCGAAGCGGCCCUCGAAUUCCCCGGACUUCUGCCGCGACAACGCGUUCGUCUCGCCUUCCGCGGUCCUCCGCCUCCCCGCCGGCGGCCCCGCCGUGACGUUCUCCCAGCACGAGCCGCUGCGCGAGCGGAUCUUCCACUUCAGCCGAGCCGCGAUCCUGAAGAUGAAGUCAGUAGCCAACGGCGCCGGCGUCUCCCCGGCGGUGGCCGAGAUCAUGGGGAAGCGUAGCAACGACGGCUUCCUGGCCGGGAACGGGAAGGUAGCACCGACGGAGAUAUCGUCGUUCCAGUCGCUGUGCGGGCAGCUGUGGCGGAGCGUCACGCGCGCGAGGAAGCUGGCCCCGUCCAAGACGUCGACGUUCCGGAUGGCGGUCAACUGUCGCCACCGGAUCGAGCCGCGGAUCGAGCCGUACUACUUCGGCAACGCGAUCCAGAGCAUCCCGACCGCCGCGCCCGCCGGGGAGCUGCUGUCCCGCGACCUGGCCUGGUCCGCGGGGCUGCUGCACCGGAACGUCGUCGCGCACGGCGACGCCACGGUGCGGCGGGGCGUGGAGGCCUGGGAGAGGGAGCCGCGGCUUCCGCUGGGCAACUUCGACGGCGCGUCGAUCACGAUGGGCUCCCCGCGGUUCCCCAUGUACGCGAACGACUUCGGGUGGGGGCGGCCCCUGGCGGUGAGGAGCGGCAGGGCGAACAAGUUCGACGGCAAGAUCUCGGCGUUCCCCGGCCGGGAGGGCGGCGGGUCCGUCGACCUCGAGGUGGUGCUGGCGCCGGCGACGAUGGCGGGGCUCGAGAACGACGCGGAGUUCAUGCAGUACGUCUCGUCCGUCGGGUGAAGAACAAAGAAGAUAAGGGAAAAAAAAAAAAUCUUGGAAAAAUGAGUGACGUGGCUGCCACCGCAAAAGAUCAUAUCUUCUUGUGAUUGACCGUAGAUAUUUUUCCAGAUUCAACAGUGACACGUGUCGAAAACCCGAUGGUCGUCUGCGGUCAGUGUUUGCUUGGACGUUGACUUGAUCGGAAAAUUCCAAGUGAUUUGGGAAACUUAUCUCCUCAUUUAUCUCAAAUUUAGAGACUAAAUCCCAAGUAAUUUAUCGAGUGAUUGAUCUUUAUCAACACGCUAUCUUUCAAUA
This is a messenger RNA of Eucalyptus grandis, 1906 nucleotides long. Its product is annotated as BAHD acyltransferase DCR. Lineage: Eukaryota; Viridiplantae; Streptophyta; Magnoliopsida; Myrtales; Myrtaceae. The record is from RefSeq and is a predicted model, not a curated record.